UACACCUGACAAGAGACACAGAGAAAGAAAGGCUUCGACGAGGCCGGAAUGAUGGGGUUCUCCAGAGGGGUUGUUUUCCUCCUACUCCUGUACCUGCUUCAGCGGUCAGACACCUCCUUGGUAAAGCUGAAUGAGAAUGGUUAUGAAGACAUUAUUAUUGCCAUCGAUCCUGCCGUGCCCGAAGAUGUAACAAUAAUUGACCAAAUAAAGGACAUGGUGACUAAAGCAUCUGCAUACCUUUUUGAAGCUACAGAAAAAAGAUUUUUUUUCAAAAACAUCUCUAUAUUAAUUCCUGAGAAUUGGACAAACAGUGACCAGUACAGGAGGCCAAAGCAGGAAAGCUACAAGCAUGCGGACAUCAAAGUUGCACCUCCUGCUCUCCAGGGCAGGGAUGAGCCCUACACCCGGCAGUUCACACAGUGUGGAGAGAAAGCUGAAUACAUCCACUUCACUCCCGACUUUGUCCUGGGGAGAAAACAAAAGGAAUAUGGAGAUUCAGGAAGACUGUUGGUCCAUGAAUGGGCCCAUCUUCGCUGGGGAGUAUUUGAUGAGUACAACGAAGACCAGCCAUUCUACAGUGCUUCAUCAAAGAAAAUCGAAGCAACAAGGUGUUCCCCAGGUAUCAAGGGUAUGAAUAAAGCCUACAUAUGCCAAGGGGGCAGCUGUAUAACCAGAAAUUGCAGACGGAAUUCCACCACACAGUUAUAUGAAAAAGAUUGUCAGUUCUUCCCGGAUAAAGUUCAAACAGAAAAGUCAUCUAUAAUGUUCAUGCAAAGUAUCGAUUCAGUGACUGAAUUCUGUAAAAAAGAAAACCAUAAUCAAGAGGCUCCAACUCUACAUAAUCAGAAGUGCACUUACAGAAGCACAUGGGAAGUAAUCAGUAAUUCUGAGGAUUUUAAAAACAGCACACCCACGGAGAUGCUACCCUCUCCACCCUUCUUCUCGCUGCUGAGGAUCAGUGACAGAAUUGUGUGCCUAGUGCUUGAUGUGUCUGGGAGCAUGGCUUCUUCUGAUCGCCUCAAUCGAAUGAAUCAAGCAGCAAAAUUCUUUCUACAGCAGAUACUUGAAAGUAGGUCCUGGGCAGGGAUGGUACACUUUCAUAGCUGGGCCACUGUUAAGAGUGAGCUGAUCCAAAUAAACAGUGAUGUGGAGAGAAACCAGCUUUUGGAAACCUUACCUACAAGUGCCAGCGGAGGGACGUCCAUCUGCUCUGGAAUCAGAACUGCAUUUCAGGUAUUUACAAAUAAAGGAUACCAAACUGGUGGGGCUGACAUCUUGCUGUUGAGUGAUGGGGAGGACAGCACAGCCGGUGCCUGUCUUGCUGAGGUGAAAGACAGCGGAGCUGUAGUUCAUUUCAUUGCUUUGGGACCAUCAGCUGAUAUAUCUGUAACAAACAUGACCACCAUAACAGGUGGAAAGCAUCUGCUUGCUUCAGAUCUAGGCCAGAACAAUGGACUCAUUGAUGCUUUCGGGGCUCUGGCUUCAGAAAAUGCUGAUGUCACCCAGAAGUCCCUUCAGCUUGAAAGCAAGGGUUCCAUAUUGAACAACAGUCAAUGGCUGAAUGACACUGUCGUUAUUGACAGCACUGUGGGAAAGGACACAUACUUUCUUUUCACCUGGAGCAAACAAGUCCCUACCAUUCAUCUCAGGGAUCCCAAAGGAACACAAAUCACAAAUUUCACAACCGACAUAGCUUCCAAAAUGGCCUAUCUCACUAUCCCAGGAAUUGCUGAGGUCGGCCUUUGGACUUACAACCUUGAAGCCAAAGUAGACUCAGAGAUACUAACAAUUACAGUAACCUCUCGGGCAUCACGUCCUUCUGUGCCACCCAUCAUUGUGAAUGCAAAAGUAAACACAGACAAUAACAGUUUCCCCAGUCCAAUGAUUGUGUAUGCAGAAGUUGUACAAGGGUACACUCCCAUCAUUGGAGCACGUGUGACAGCUACCAUAGAAUCAAGUAAAGGAAAAACAGAAGAGCUAGUACUGCUGGACAAUGGUGCAGGGGCUGAUGCUUUCAAGGAUGACGGGGUCUACUCCAGGUACUUCACGGCUUACUCAGAUAAUGGCAGAUAUAGCUUAAAGGUCCGCGCAGACGGAGGAACAAACUCUGCCCGGAGAAGUUCACGGCAUCCGUCCAGCAGAGCGGCAUACAUACCAGGCUGGGUAGUGGAUGGAGAAAUUCAAGGGAACCCACCCAGACCUGAAACUACUGAGGACGCUCAGCCGGUCCUGGAGAAUUUCAGCAGGACGGCAUCUGGAGGCGCCUUUGUGAUGUCCAAUGUCCCAACUGGUUCAUUUUCUGAUCCGUUCCCACCAAAUCAAAUCACAGACCUCCAGGCCACACUUGAUGGGGAAAAGAUCAGUCUUACAUGGACGGCACCAGGAGAUGACUUUGAUGUUGGAAGAGUUCAACAGUAUAUCAUAAGAACAAGUGAAAAUAUCAUUGACCUCAGAGACAAUUUUAAUAAGUCUCUUCAGGUUAAUACUACUCACCUGAUACCAAAAGAAGCCAACUCCAAGGAAACCUUUGCCUUUAAACCGGAAACUACCUCAGGAGAAAACGCAACCUACAUAUUCAUUGCCAUUGAAAGUGUUGACAAAAGCAAUUGGCACUCAGGACUGUCCAACAUCGCACAAGUAGCACUGUUCACCCCUCAGGCAGAUCCUGUCCCUGAGGAAAGUCCCCAGUCUGGAGUUAGUAUCACUACGAUUGUGCUGUCUGUGGUGGGCUCCAUCGUACUAGUUUGUAUCAUUGUAAGUACCACUGUUUGUAUCUUAAAGAGAAAAAGGUCCUCCUCAGGGCCUGCAACAACAUUUUAAAAAGCAACGUGAAUAAAAAGGGAUUUCUGAGAUUUUAAAGUAUAUGCCAUGUGAUCAUGAACUCAACAUUAGUUUCAAGAGGGUCUAAAAUAACACGUUAAGCACACCCAUUCUGUGAAAAACUACCAAUAUUAAUGUUCAUAAUUUUAUUCACUUACCACGGUGAUAAAUAAAACUGAUUUUUAUAUUGAUC
Messenger RNA from Rattus rattus (black rat), 3013 nucleotides. It is a transcript of the gene Clca4, whose product is annotated as chloride channel accessory 4. Bases 49 to 2820 code for a protein of 923 amino acids. Gene Ontology annotation, molecular function: intracellularly calcium-gated chloride channel activity. NCBI's taxonomy places the organism in Eukaryota, Metazoa, Chordata, Mammalia, Rodentia, Muridae. Gene Ontology annotation, biological process: chloride transport. The record is from RefSeq and is a predicted model, not a curated record. The transcript has 14 exons.